AUGAAGCCAGAGUCCACCGAGAACUUGACCGAGGUCAGAGACGUCGUCAAUGGAACACUUCAUGGUGUACCCGGUGAACGAGAUGCCGUAGUCGCUUCCUGGUCUGCCCACCUGCCCCGUAAACCGAUCUGGUGCUUCUACGAGGCCAGAGACGACAGGUAUUCCGUGCACCAUCUUCCCUUAGAACUGUGCACUGUCGUAGUCUUCUGCUGCUUGGAUCUCACCAAGGACGGAACGGGCGUCGUGCCGACUGCCACCGAAAAAGAACGGCUCAAGCAGAUGGCAGAGCGACGCCGGGCCUACCCUUGGGUGAGAAUCUUCCUCGGAGUCGGUGGACCGGGGGCACUUGAAGACGGCUUCGACGCCUUCUCGGCGCGGGGUUCGAGCAACCUGACGCUCGUUCGACUCUGCCGCAGCCUGCGCAAACUGUCGCGGGAGAUCGGUACCGAGGGGGUUCUCUUCCAUCCGCCCGACAUGGUGGCCGCUGCCUUCCACGCCUUUCUCAUCAAACUGCACGGCUGCCUCGAUGCCUUUGAUGUCGAAGUAAGCGUGGUUAUUUCUGACGACGCUAUCGAGGACGUGGCGUUUCUCAAGUACGCCCCUUACUUCAGGUCGUUUAAGAAUGUAAUCAUCUGGACUCACACUCCCAGCACAGCGUAUGCUACUUGUCCUUUCGAUAGGGCGACUUUGGAUCCGUGGUACCAGUGGCUCGAAAGGAAACCGCUGUCUGUUCUGGCGAGGUCCGUAAUGACGCUGAGCCUGGGCCCCCUCCACUACACCGCGCCAUCCGGCCAACAGGAACGUGCAUCCUCGUGCUUGAGGCAGAAAAUCCAGCAGCCGCCGUCGAGGGUCGCCUACACCCAGCUGUGCCUCAAGGUUCCCGACAUGACAGUCGAGGACCCACCCCUACAGCCUUCGGCCUGCAGCGUCUACAGGGACGCCCAGGGUUGCUACCUCGUCUUCUCGUCCAGGGCCCUCAGCUCGAUCUCCGAAGCCGUGAACCACCACUUCCGCAACGGGCUGGCCGUGAUAGAUCUCAACCUGGACGACUACAUGGGAGUCUGCGGCGAAAGGCAUCGCCUCUUCAACGCCCUCUACAACAUCGUCGACAUCUCGUAG
Ixodes scapularis (black-legged tick) is the source of this 1119-nucleotide messenger RNA. RefSeq lists its product as uncharacterized. Lineage: Eukaryota; Metazoa; Arthropoda; Arachnida; Ixodida; Ixodidae. The record is from RefSeq and is a predicted model, not a curated record. Bases 1 to 1119 code for a protein of 372 amino acids. The transcript is spliced from 8 exons.